UGACAAAACGGCAUAAAAUUUCGAAAUUUUGUAAAGAAUGGCGUUGCGCCGUUCAGCGAAUGAAAAUGGCAAUUUUAUAGAUCAUACAAAACAGACACCGAUGCGGUUAUUCAAAGAUCGAAAUUGUGAACGAUCUAAUAUUGCGGCAGAAGUGGAACAAACAAUUCCACGGAAUGAAGCAUGGGGUAGUUUUUGGUUUCGCAUUUUCGAAUUAUUCGUCACUUCUCCAACGGUGAAGAGAACUACUCCUGUACCUCCAAACGCACCCAUAAAACCGAGAAAAUCUUUCUUUAAAGUAGGAUUAAAACCUAAAAAGCUUCGUUUCACAGAUAAGGAAAAGGAUGAAAUAGAUGGCGAAAACCGUUCUCAAAAAAGCGCGGAUUAUUCAAUAAAAGUGCUUGAUCACAAAGAAGCAUUUUCGAAAAAAAAGGGCGAAUUGAAAGAAAAAUCAAGUAGAGAAAAUUUGAGCGCUAUGUUGCGAAAUAUACGACUCGAAACAGAUGAUAAAGAGAAUAAGCAAUAUGAAAAUGAACGAUAUGAAAGAAAAGUGAAAGACGGUCGUUAUUCUGUAAAAGAACGUGGAAAAUAUCGCAAUAAUUGUACGCAAUCCUUGAAACUAAACUGUAAUACGAAAGAUAAAUUUGUACACUUUCGUAUAUAA
This is a messenger RNA of Cataglyphis hispanica, 661 nucleotides long. RefSeq lists its product as uncharacterized. The record is from RefSeq and is a predicted model, not a curated record. The coding region runs from base 38 to 661 and encodes 207 amino acids. The transcript is spliced from 2 exons. NCBI's taxonomy places the organism in Eukaryota, Metazoa, Arthropoda, Insecta, Hymenoptera, Formicidae.